AACGUCUCGGACAAAGAUGCAGCCAAACGUGCUGCUUAUGCUCUGUUGAUCACCUGGGUAUUACUUGAAGAGAGAGGACAAGAAGCGCUCGACAGGUGGCUGUUUUUGGGGCAAACGCUCAGUUGCGCGUACAGUUUCUACUGCGCACCGUCACGAUGCUGAUACCGACCGGCACCCUGUUGCUACUGGCGGCACUCUCCUCAAGUGUUGACCUGUCAGGGGCUGAGGGGUGCGGGGCAUCAUGUGGGAAAUGCGAUUGCAGUGGUGUGAAAGGAGCAAAGGGUGAGCGAGGAUUUCCUGGUCUUCAAGGCAAUAUGGGAUUUCCAGGGAUGCAGGGAAAUGAAGGGCCACCGGGGCCAAUGGGCCCCAAAGGCGAUUUUGGUGAGCCGGGGACUCCUGGACUGAAAGGAAUGAGGGGCCCUCCUGGUUUGCCAGGCUUCCCAGGAAACCCAGGAUUACCGGGUAUCAAUGGAAAUGAUGGACCCCCAGGUGCACCAGGUAUCCCAGGAUGCAAUGGAACUAAAGGAGAGAGAGGCAGGGAUGGUGCGCCUGGCUUCCCCGGCCUUCAAGGACCCCCUGGUAUCCCGGGACUUCAUGGAAUGAAGGGUGACCCUGGUGGUGUUAUUGGAGUUGUUCCACUGAAAGGAGAAAGAGGAUUCCCUGGCACACCUGGACAACCUGGAAUAAGUGGACCCCCUGGACCUACUGGCCCUCCAGGACCUCGUGGCUAUGAAGGACUCAAAGGUGAACCUGGCCCCCCCGGCCCUCAAGGAGAGAAGGGCGACAGGCUUUCCUUCCAGAGCGAAAAAGGAGAAAAGGGUGACCGAGGUUUCCGUGGCCCACCUGGCCCCCCUGGACCUCCAUCACAAGAAGUGGGAGGACCAGGCAUCACGCAGUCCCUACCUGGACUUCCGGGCGAGAAGGGAGCUCCAGGAGAGAAAGGAGAAAAAGGUUUUUGCCUUCCAUAUGCAAAUGAUGUCAAAGGCGACCCCGGCUCACCUGGACCAAGAGGAAAGCCCGGCAAGGAUGGAGAAGAUGGGCUGAAGGGAGAAAAAGGUUUCCCUGGAAAUCCUGGCUUCUCUGGGCUGCAGGGUGAAAAAGGAGAAAGAGGACCACCAGGAUAUGGUGAAGGUGCUCCUGGUCCACCCGGUCUACCUGGAGAAAAAGGAUCACAAGGAGAGAAAGGUUAUCCAGGUUAUCCAGGAGAUCCUGGUCCACCAGGCCGGCACAUUGAAGGGCCUCGAGGAGAGCAGGGUCAGAAGGGAGACCUGGGUCUGAAAGGAGAGAGGGGGCUGGAUGGAGAGUCGCUUAUUGGACAUCCUGGACAACAGGGGCCACCUGGACCCCCUGGACCUCCUGGACCCCCGACUGACUUUGGGGAAUGCAACAUUGAGAAAGGAUCACGCGGUCCACCUGGACCUCCAGGGUUACAAGGAGAGCUUGGACAGAAAGGUGACAGAGGAGACACCUGUGUUCACUGUGAAGUCCUCGGUGGCCCUGGAUUACCUGGACCCCAAGGCCCUAAAGGACAGCAGGGAUAUCCGGGACCGGCGGGUAGUAAAGGAGAUAAGGGCCCAAUUGGCACUCCUGGAUUACCUGGAAACCCUGGAACACCAGGAAGUCCUGGUUUGAUGGGUGAGCCCGGUGCUGUCGGUGCUCCAGGUGAUAUCUUCAUCGCUCCUGGCCUGAAGGGUGACAGAGGUGUGCCAGGUGCUGCUGGCUCACCUGGACUGCCAGGGGUGGAUGGACUGCCAGGGAGAGACGGCAUCCCGGGAUUACCUGGCCUUAAAGGAGAACCUGCCAAAGAGGGCAUUAAGGGUGAACGUGGAUUGGAUGGGGACCCCGGUCUGAUCGGUCCCCCAGGAGAAAGGGGCCCCCCUGGACUGCCAGGCUUCGGUCGACCAGGACAGCCUGGAGAGAAGGGCAGCGAGGGGAGACCCGGUGUUCCCGGAGUCCCUGGACUUCCCGGUCAAAAAGGUGAGCCAGGCAAAGGUGUGGCCUCCCCUGGGCCUCAGGGUGUACCUGGACCACGAGGACAACCUGGUUUACCUGGAUUUCAAGGCGACAGAGGACUCCCCGGAAACCACGGGUUGCCAGGUUUCCCUGGACAAAAAGGUGACUCAGGUCUCCCUGGAAUUGGAUUACCAGGCCCACCUGGCCCUAAAGGCUACUCUGGGAUCCCUGGAGCUGCAGGUUUACCAGGAGAACCAGGAAAACCAGGACAAGAUGGCCAGACAGGAAAACCUGGUGUACCCGGACAAAAAGGUGAACCAGGGAGAGGUUUGCCCGGCCCCAAAGGCUCGCAGGGCCCCCCUGGAGUUACCGGCUAUCCCGGAGAGAAAGGUAACAUUGGGCUAACUGGUGUUCCUGGUAAAGAGGGAAACACCGGACCACCUGGACCUCAAGGAUACAAAGGUGACUAUGGACCCCCAGGACCUCCUGGAGCAGGUGGACCAGCUGGCCCUCCAGGACAAGGUGUGCCUGGUACCCCUGGAGUCCAAGGACCACCCGGAGAGCCUGGACCAUAUGGUAGGGAAGGUGUGAAGGGAGAAAAGGGCUACCCUGGUCCUCCUGGUCUGGACAUGCCAGGGCCUCAGGGAGAGAAAGGAUCUCCUGGCUUCGCUGGACUACCAGGGGGCAAAGGGUUGCCAGGGCGACCAGGCGCUGCGGGCAGGGAUGGACUGACCGGAAGCCAAGGCCCUAAAGGAGAGAUGGGCUUCAUUGGGUCCCCGGGAUCACAAGGACAUCCUGGGGUGCCUGGCUCACCUGGAUCUCCCGGUCUGAGAGGUGAUCCUGGUAUUACUGGACCAAGAGGAGAAGCGGGUGAGCGCGGACUUAAAGGAGAUAGGGGAGAGCCGGGUUUGCAGGGACCUCCUGGGAACAUGAGUGAAGUCAACAUGGAGAAAAUGAAGGGAGAAAAGGGAGACAGGGGAGACAGAGGUGACCCUGGUAUCACUGGAGCGAAGGGCUUCCCUGGACAGCCUGGAGACCCUGGAAUGCCAGGGAAAGAUGGAGAGGCUGGUUUACCUGGACAGCCAGGUGAUAAAGGAGACCCAGGUGUUCCUGGAGAACCUGGUGUUAUUGGACCACCCGGACAGAAGGGCAGUGUAGGAGAGAUGGGAAUACCAGGCCCAUCUGGUCCAAAAGGAAGCAAAGGAGAUGUGGGCACACCGGGACAUCCUGGGUUCAGAGGCACAGAUGGACUGAAAGGAGAGAGGGGAGUAGCCGGUGAGCCAGGUAUUGGCUUUCCAGGUCCUCCAGGAGAGAAGGGCCCGACAGGUGAGACAGGACAACCAGGCACAUCAGGAGAGAAGGGUCAGAAGGGUUCUAUGGGAGUGCCAGGCAUGCCAGGAGUUCCAGGAACUAAGGGAGAAAUAGGAGCCACUGGCUAUCCAGGCCAGCCUGGUAGACCAGGUGAUAGGGGCAACCCCGGGUUGCCUGGUUCUUCAGGAGAGCCUGGUCGUGAGGGUCGGCCUGGUGAACAUGGCCUGCAGGGUCCUCCUGGUCCGACUGGAGAGAAAGGAGAGCCUGGAGUAGACGGUAUCCCUGGAUCCUCAGGAGAGAGAGGAGACCCAGGUUUACCUGGUAGAGGUUUCCCUGGGACACCUGGAGAGAGUGGUGCCAAAGGUGACAAAGGUAGUCCUGGCUUCCCUGGUACUCCUGGUCAUCCAGGUAUCCCCGGCAUCAAAGGUGACAAGGGAAUUCCAGGACCAGCGGGUGCCCAGGGUGAGCCUGGAGAGAGGGGCCUGCCAGGAAUCUCUUUAGAAGGUCCUAAAGGAGAAAGAGGAGAAACAGGACAACCAGGAGAAGCAGGAUCCACAGGAGCUCCAGGACUUCCUGGUGUGCCAGGCACGGAGGGCCAAAAGGGAGAUAAAGGAGAGCAGGGUGUCCCUGGCAUCCAGGGGGAGAUAGGGAUUAAGGGUGACCGGGGAACUCCAGGAUCUCCUGGACAACCUGGUCUUCCAGGCGUUAAUGGACUGAAGGGAGAGAUGGGAUUGCAUGGAGUACCUGGCUUCCCAGGUUCCAAAGGAGAGGUUGGAGUGAUUGGAUUCAAAGGAGAAACUGGAGACAGAGGAUUCCCAGGAGAAAAGGGUAAUGAAGGCCCCCCUGGUCCUCCUGGCCCCCACACCUUCAUCAAAGGAGACAUUGGGUUCCCAGGGAUACAGGGGCCCCAGGGACCACAGGGCCAACCUGGGUUUCCUGGACAGAAAGGACAGCAAGGUGUGAUGGGUAUCCAAGGGUCAAAAGGUGAUGAUGGCCACCCUGGGUAUAAUGGUCAGCCAGGAGCAAAAGGAGAACCUGGUUUGACCGGACCAUCAGGCCCUAGAGGACUUCCUGGUCCCCCCGGACCUGAUGGCGUCCCAGGUCAGGUGGGCCCACCCGGUCCCUCCUCCAUGGAUCAUGGGUUCCUGGUAACUCGGCACAGCCAGACAGUGGAAGUUCCACUGUGUCCUCAGGGCACCUCUCUCAUCUAUGAUGGUUACUCCCUACUCUAUGUACAAGGCAAUGAACGCUCACAUGGACAGGACCUAGGUACGGCCGGGAGCUGCCUGAGGAAGUUCAGCCCCAUGCCCUUCCUCUUCUGUGACAUCAAUAACGUGUGCAAUUUCGCUUCCCGUAAUGACUACUCCUACUGGCUCACCUCUCCUGAGCCCAUGCCCAUGAGCAUGGCGCCCAUCACUGGCCAAAGCAUCAAACCCUUCAUCAGCAGGUGUGCUGUGUGUGAAGCCCCAGCCAUGGUGAUAGCAGUUCACAGUCAGACCAUCAUGAUACCACCUUGCCCACAUGGCUGGGAGUCUCUGUGGAUCGGCUACUCUUUUGUCAUGCACACCAGUGCCGGUGCUGAGGGCUCAGGCCAGGCUCUGGCAUCUCCUGGUUCCUGCCUGGAGGAAUUCCGCAGUGCGCCCUUCAUCGAGUGUCAUGGCCGGGGAACCUGCAACUACUAUGCCAACUCCUACAGCUUCUGGUUGGCCACCAUCGAAGACAAUGAGAUGUUUACGAAACCUGUCCCAACAACACUAAAGGCAGGAAAUCUCCGAACACACAUAAGCCGCUGUCAGGUGUGCAUGAAGAGGACAUAAACCCUGAUUCCCGAUCCCUAGCCUUUGCUGUUGUCUGCGAUCUGGCUUUACUUCCUGUUUUUAACAACGGAUGGUGCUAUUUCCCUGUGUGUGUGAGUGGAGAGGGACAGAGAUGUGGGUUGCAGAACAGCCAGAGAUCAAAGACGAAAGCACACACAUCAGAGACCAAAGCCAUAAGAGCACGCGGCCCUACGCUCCAUGCAGAACACUUAACUAACAUGACCACAACAUGUCUCUAACGAAUGGCACCCAGUUUACCACUGCACUGAGUACAUACCCCCCCGCCCCCAUGAGUGAACUGGUGCUCAUUUUGAAAGGGUUGUUUGUGUAAGUCAGGUGCUAUUAAAUCUUACCUAUGUGCCUUAUUUCCACGUUGGUAUGAUUAUAUUUUCCCUCCCCACAAAUGCCACAUCAUUUGAGAUAUAGCUAUGUAUUACUAUUGACUUUCACAUCUUUUAUCUUUUUGUUAACAUGUACUAAUGUAAAGGAUGGGAGUUACCACUGGUUACACAUUCUUGUCAUUUGCUAAAUCACCAUAUCUUGCGAGCACACCUACAUAACAAAGACUCUGUUGUAAAUAUACUGCAUUGUUUUCUGUUCUAACAUUCUUCACCAUACUUUCUUCAGGUUAAUAUUGCUAGUUAUUAUUGCUUUGUGUGUUAUUAAGUCCAAUUUUUAUUUAUAAAAUUUAUGAGAAUAUGUUGGACAUGAGUGUAUCUGAGAUGCCAUAAACCCAAAACCAGUGACACAGUAUGUUGUUCCAGUGGAUAGCCGACCCGGUGUCUCAUUUCCAUGCAAAACAGCACUGAAAUAGCAUUGGCAGGUGUAUGUGUGUGUGUGUGUGUAUGUAUGUGUGUGUCUGGGUGCGUGCAUUUGAGCUGUUUGUUAGUCAUGUGUGCUGUGAUGUCUGCAAAUAAGUUGUUGCACAACCCUGUUGUUGACAUAAAAACAAACACAUAAGAAAUAGAACAGAAAUAAACCUUUCACGUACCCACCCUCACGGCUCUUUGUCAGAACAUUGUGUAUAACAGUUGUGUGUUAAAUGAUUUAUUCUUCUGACAUUAUGAGAACUUAGUCUGUCCCAAAGAAAUGUAUGUGUAUAUACACUGCUUACACAUAACUGUACUUGCUUUUCUGCUCAUGUACUUGAUUGAAUCCUCUUUGAGUUACUUUUUUUCACUUGGAGAUUUACCAAAGACCUGGGACAUGUUUCUCCCUUUACAAGGGUCAUCAAGUUACAGUCUUACAUUGACAUUGUCGUCAAAGACAGGAGAGCACGGCUGUAUUUAUAAACGCCUGUACAGGUAGAGAUCGGCUUAUGUUUUAUUUCUUCCCCCAUAAACUCGGCGGAAACUAAACUUUCUAUGUUUUAGACAGGAACCUUUCUACCGUUUCCUUUUCAAAGCUGAGUAUUGAUGAAUGUUGACCAGAUGCAAAUGUUUCCACUGCUUUUUAUAAGUUAUAGCAGCUAUUCCACACUGACCUCAUCUUGUUGUUGUGUCUGUUGUACUCAGUUGUGCUAAAACUGUUUCACGACAUACACACAAUAUUAUCAGUAUUUGACAAGGAGAGAAACUUGAGUUCAGCGGCAAUGUUCUUGGUCUUAGUGUGGAGCAUAAUUGAUUAACAAACAGAGCAAAUACUUUAUUGACUUUUUAUCAUUUCCCAGUCCCAUACUGUGUAAUUCAUGCAAUAAAAUGAUUUGUAUA
Messenger RNA from Myripristis murdjan (pinecone soldierfish), 6790 nucleotides. It is a transcript of the gene col4a1, whose product is annotated as collagen, type IV, alpha 1. The record is from RefSeq and is a predicted model, not a curated record. Gene Ontology annotation, cellular component: collagen trimer. Gene Ontology annotation, molecular function: extracellular matrix structural constituent conferring tensile strength. Bases 156 to 5081 code for a protein of 1641 amino acids. Gene Ontology annotation, biological process: extracellular matrix organization. The transcript has 52 exons. Lineage: Eukaryota; Metazoa; Chordata; Actinopteri; Holocentriformes; Holocentridae.